Messenger RNA from Phaethon lepturus (White-tailed tropicbird), 1151 nucleotides. It is a transcript of the gene EVL, whose product is annotated as Enah/Vasp-like. Lineage: Eukaryota; Metazoa; Chordata; Aves; Phaethontiformes; Phaethontidae. Gene Ontology annotation, molecular function: profilin binding; SH3 domain binding. Gene Ontology annotation, biological process: positive regulation of actin filament polymerization; actin polymerization or depolymerization. The record is from RefSeq and is a predicted model, not a curated record. The transcript is spliced from 9 exons. The annotation marks the transcript as partial.
GCUCUGGCUGGUGCCAAACUAAGGAGAGUUCAACGGCCAGAAGAUGGUUCAGGAGGGUCUAGCCCCAGUGGGGUCUCUAAGAGCGAUGCCAAUCGAACAAGUAGCGGAGGAGGCGGAGGAGGACUAAUGGAAGAAAUGAAUAAAUUACUGGCAAAAAGGAGGAAAGCGGCGUCGCAGUCAGACAAGCCAGCUGACAGAAAGGAAGAGGAAAGCCAAAACGAUGAUGCUAGCACCUCUCCUUCACCCAGUACACGAGGUCCCGCCCAGCAGCAGCAAAAUUCAUCAGACUCUGGGAAGAAGCCAUGGGAAAGGAGCAAUUCUGUUGAAAAGCCUGUAUCUUCAUUACUUUCUAGAAAUCCAUCAGUGGUGAAGAGCUGUGAAGCUAAGAGCCCCACACAAUCCCACGUGUCUUCUAGGAUGAAGCCAGUGAGCAGCAGCAAUGAUGUGGCUAUGGAUGCCUUAGAUUUUGAUCGAAUGAAACAGGAAAUAUUGGAGGAAGUUGUAAGAGAGUUACACAAAGUGAAAGAGGAGAUAAUUGAUGCCAUACGGCAGGAGUUGAGUAGAAUCAGUACAACAUAAUGAUUGCAAAGCAUUUGGACGGUACUGAGAAUGCUUGGAAGAUACGAUCAUUUCUAAGUGUACCAAGGUCAUACAAGAUGGUGAGAGAGGACACCGGCACUGUCUUUGUUCUUAUACCCUUUUUAUUAGCAGACUCAGCACACUUUGAAGCUUGCUGCUGCCUUGGAUUUGCUUCAUUUUAAAAGUCUUAAUCUAAAGAAUAUUAAAUUUUAAAUUUCUGGAUUUUUUAGAUUUCAUCUGACACUGCACAUUGGAUUUGUCAGCCUUUUUUGUAUUUUGUAUUUGCUUAUUUAAAUGUAUUACCUUUCUUUUUAGUAGUAGAUAAGAACACACGUGAACCAUUUGCUUUUGAUAGAUGACUUCAAAGUAAUUUUACUAGUAGUCUGCAAUGUAAAUUAAGAUCCUUUGCCAACAGAAAUGUAUUGUGGCAUCACCAGAAAAAAGAGAGACAUGUUAGUUGUCAGCCAACAAGUUCUUUGUCUCAGAGUUAUCACAAUAUUAAAAAAAUGGUACGUCAGUGCAUCACAGUAUCUGUGUUCAUAUUGGUAAUAAACUGUUUAUUGUCCACAUGG